AUGUCUAGCAAAGAUGUUAGCCAAGAAAAUAUAAAAGUAUCAGGUGUUUCUUCCUUUGACUGGGAUUCUGAUACCCGAAAUCCAUACAAUUGGUCUGCGGCGAAAAAAGCCUUUAUCUUCCUGACGACAAUGCUGGUCGUUCUCAACAGCAGCAUGGGGAGCUCGUUGACUGGUAAUGCCAUUCAAUUCAUUACCAAGGAAUUUGCUGUGGAGUCUCAAUUGCAAAAGGCAUUGCCAAUGUCUAUAUUUCUAGUCGGUCCAAUUGUAUGGGCGCCACUCAGUGAAGAGUUUGGACGUCGUUUAAUUGUUAUUGUGACUUUCCCCCUCUUUGCAAUAUUCACAAUGGCUUGCGCCUUGGCCCCUACGUGGACGUCAUUUUUGGUCUUCAGGCUUUUUACGGGAAUCUUUGGAAGCUCAAUCGUCGCACUUGGUCCUGGUAUUCUAGCGGAUAUUUACCAAGAUCCCAAGGCUAGAGGUUGGAGUAUAGCCGUCUUUAUGGGAGUCACCGGCUUUGGCCCCAUGCUGGGACCUAUCGUGUCGGGCUUUACCUCGCCACUUUUGGGUUGGCGUUGGUCUUUCUGGGUUGCCCUGAUCUGUGCAGGAGUAACACUGAUCUUUGUUGUGUUUUUCCCCGAAACUUAUGCAGCAACCAUUGUGGUGAAAUGUGCCCCUGAGAAUUCGAUGAUUCCUCGACCGAUAGCCACUGGCAUUUCCAACAAACAAAACAGAUCAUGGAGACGCGUUAUCAGUGACGUACUGCUACGUCCCCUUUACCUUCUUGUCACAGAACCUAUUGUUAGUGCCUGCUCUAUGUACUUGGCCCUGUGCUAUUCCAUCUUUUACAUGUCAUUCAACGUCUUCCCGGCUGUCUUCCAGCAACUCUACGGUCUAUCACCAGGUCAAUGUGGAUUGGUCCAGCUGACAAUUGGUGCCGGCUGUGUGUUAAGUCUGCCGAUAUAUUGGAUGUAUGAGCAAAUCUUGCGCUGGGUGGUCCGCGGCUCCGUUGGGGGUCUCAAGGAAGAAUACUAUCGUCUACCGCUUGCCUGCUUAGGUGGCCCAUUAUUUGUGAUAUCCCUUUUCUGGCUGGGUUGGACUUCCCGUAUCGACGUGCAUUUCGCAGUACCUAUGGUAGCCGGUAUUCCUUUUGGAAUGGGCUUCAUGUGUAUCUUCAUUGCUAUUCUGAACUACGUUACCGACGCAUAUCAGAUGUUUGCAGCAUCAGCCAACGCAGCUUCAAGUUGCAGUCGCUCAUUUCUUGCGACAUUUCUUCCCCUGGCUAGUUAUCCGAUGCUUUCACAUCUGGGAAUUGCAGGAACUUGCAGUCUCUUAGGCGGACUCAGCGCAGUGAUGUCCGUUAUUCCUUUCCUCUUGAUAUGGAAAGGUGAGGCCAUCCGUUCGCGGUCACACUUCUGCAAUACACUAAAGGAUCAACAUAAAACGACUGAGACAUCUCCAAGUCCGGUGGCUGGGGAGCCGUGA
Messenger RNA from Penicillium samsonianum, 1479 nucleotides. Its product is annotated as MFS general substrate transporter. Gene Ontology annotation, biological process: transmembrane transport. The transcript is spliced from 5 exons. The record is from RefSeq and is a predicted model, not a curated record. Bases 1 to 1479 code for a protein of 492 amino acids. Gene Ontology annotation, molecular function: transmembrane transporter activity. NCBI's taxonomy places the organism in Eukaryota, Fungi, Ascomycota, Eurotiomycetes, Eurotiales, Aspergillaceae.